GGUAAAGUGCUCACACGGUUUUCCUGAAAACCAGAGGGCAGAAUUGCUUGUUCUACUUUUCAGUCUUGUUUUAUCCAUGGGCUGCACUUCCAGCCAAGCAAUUAUCGAGAAAUCGGCAUCCAAGAAUCGGCAUCAUGACAGAGAAACCCCAAACCAGGCUAGAGAGAAAAUAUUUCUUGGCACAGAUAGCCUCGCCUCACAAGGUGAGUCAACAGCUGCAGAUGAUUCCUGUGGAAGAGGCUUGCCAGAAGAUGGAAUGAAGGGAUCCCAGUCCAUUAAAGAAGAGACCAAAAGUCAACAUAUGGGUGCUAUUAAGCUAGAAACAGAAAGACAGACAUCAUCAGACAUUUUGGAAGAACUUCGGAUGCAAGGAAUAAUCAAGACUUCAUGUCCGGCCACUAAAAACAGAACUGCAGAUGAUGCCAUGCUGGUACCUGCAGAAAGGACAAUACAAAAACCACCAGCCAAACUGGAAAAGCUAGAACUUAAACAGAAGAAAUUGCAUGCUUUAUCAAUAGAACACCCUGAAGAUAAGACAAGAGAAGAGCAACUGAAAAAGGAAUUGCUGAUUGAUAGAUCAUCACCAAUAAUUUCUCCUGAAAAGAGAGUGCAGAUAGGCAAUUCUAUAAUUACAACACCUCCCAAUAGUUUUCAAUUGCCACCCUUAAGUGUGGGAACAGAAACUUGGACAGAGAAGGAAGAACUGGAUGAAAAUAUAAACAAUGGUUUUGAGGAUUUUACAAUGGUGGAAUCAGACAUAACGUAUAAUACAAUUCAUGGGGUAUUUUAAUCACCAACAUUUGUAUGAAACAUUUUGAUCUCUAACCAAUUUAAUUUAAUACUGUUGCUACCAAUAAAGGCUACUGGACUCUGAAAUAUCGGAUAUUCUGUUUUCUGAGCUGGCCUAUGGGGUUUUCUUCUCCUUCCCUUUUUAAAUUUUAAAACAAAAAUAAAAUAACAGUUCAAGGCUGUGCCCUGGAUUUGCUUCUGCAUUAGCAAAUCUCAACCGAAGGCCCACAAAAAUGCCAUGAAAAUUAAUCUUUGCCCCAUGGAACUCUGGCUUAGCUUUUUUUAAAAAUAAUAAAAAAUAAAAAUGUUUGUGCCAUCUUAUUAAAAGGAAUGAUGCCAUCCCCCAGAUUUUAAGAUUUUUUUUUUCUUUAUAGCCCAUCUGAAAGGGGAAGGACAAUCAAGUCAUCAUCUUUGCAUUCUUCCAAUGUAACCAGUAUUACAAAUAUAUACAAAUAGCACACAUAUGAAUAUCUAUCAAUGGGACUGGUUGGUAUUCAGUUGGCAUUAUGUCCAUCGCACAAUCUUCAUUCCAGAUAGGGAAUGUAAAUCUCCCUGGCUGGUUUCUCUGUUGACCAAACAAUCAGUACGUGUCUUUUCUUUUAGUUCUUCCUUCCUCACCAGUUCCUGUGAUUUUCCUUUGCUGCUUGCAAAUAUGGAAGCUUUCAUACACCCCUUUCCAAUACUAUAUCCUUUGAAAAUAUUGCAGAUAUCCCCCUCACUCUUUUCCCUAUUUUACGGCAACAUAGUUGCUCUAAUGCUAUAAUAAUCAAAGCAACAGAGGACUAGGUUGUUCUUUCAUUCCUACUUUCCUCUGAAGAUCCAAGAAAAAUUUGUAUAAAGAAAGGAAGAACUGGUAGUUCUCUUUCAGAGAAUACAGAACUACCAGUUCUUUCUUUCUACAGGUUUUUAAAAAGGGAAGCAAGCAAGAUUAUGAAGAAUGUAGAGGACAUAACAGAUCAGGACAAAAUGGCUGUCAAGGGCAAUGACCCGUUGCCAAAUUGGAACAAAGUGCUCAAGAGUUUCCACUCUUAAGGGCUUAAGAUGUCAUUUUCAUGUCAGAAAAUAGCAGUUUUGAACUGAAGCUGGAAAAUAAAGAUAUGUGGAGCAUUUGCAAUGGGCUGGGAGUGAGAAUAAAACAAUGUCAGCUAUUCCUACACUCAGGGACAAUAACUGCCCCAUGCUGGUCAUGGGCCAGGCAGCAACUGUAGCUCUCUUUGGAGUAUCAUCAAUGUCAGGUUGCUCUGUUCAAUUUCCAUUCUCAUAUUGCACUGUCUAACAUUUUUGCCAGCCCAGACUUGAUGAUUGCAAGAUUAAAGCACAAUAAAUAGUGUCCAACAAUAUUUAAAUAUGAGUCCUUGAUCCUUGUGACCACAUACUUGAGUCCCAGCUUCUUUCCAAAAGAAUAACUAUAAAACUGAACAUAGUGACCAGCGGUUGCUGACAACUGCUUGAAUGCCUUGCCUAUACCUACAGUAGUUGAUUCUGCCAGGGACAACAACAGGAUCAAGAGAGUCACAAUCAUAUAAUCAAUACAUAUAAAAAGGACAGGUCUUUGAUCACAUAGUUGUGGCUGCUAUUAUGACUUUUCUUUUACUCCCUUGUACACCUCCCUGGAUCCUGCCCAAAAACAGUAGGUGUGUGCAGGGCUUUUUUUCUCAUAGAACGCCCAGAACAGAAUUCCGCACCUUUUUUGGAUGAAACCUUGUAGGGUAGGCAAGGCGGGUUGUAUGACGUGUGUGAGUUCUGGCACCUUUUUUUUUUUUUUUUACAAAAAAAGCACUGGAUGUGUGUAUGUCUCUGUGUAGAUCCAGUAAACUAAAACCCAGAUUGUCUAGCACUAUAUUUCUUCUUUCUGGUUAUCUGAAACUCUAAACCAGAACAGGGAAAGGCAAAGUGUGAUGGGAGGCAAAUAGAGGCAUUUUUUCAAGCUGUAAGAAUCAGAAAAUUAGAGAACAAAUCUUCUCUUACUGUCUUGGGUUGCAGAUCAAGAAAUCCAAUUAAAAUCCAGUCACUCUAUGAAUUAGUGGGCUCACUUAAAGCUUUGACAUAGUUCUAUCCACUUCUCCUCUUCCCCCCCCCCCACGCCCCUGCAUAAUAUGGAGACUAAAGCUAUCAGUUUAGCUGUCCUCUUCCCAAGAGCUGCACGUAGCCUUCAAGAGAUAGGCCAGCAUUCAAAUACCUGAAUUGAGCCACAUUCAGAAAUUUUACAGGGCCACAUAGAAAGCAGCCGGAUCCACUUUAAAGGCACAAAACAUUCAAUGCUCUCAUUGUGUGAAGUUUCAAGGUUGUACUUGUGUACAACUCUCCAAAUGACUUUGGGCUACUCCCAGCCUAGCAUAUAGGGUUGCUUGUGGGGAAUAAAACAAAGGGAGAGUCUAAGUCACUUUAAAGUCUUAGGAAAAGGCAGGAUAUAAAUGAAAAAAAUAAAUAAAGCAGUUAUGCUAUGCCUGUCACAAGACAUGUAGCAAUCACCUCUCCAGGGUAUAUGCUCUUUUUAGACAGUGCAAAUAUAGCAACCAUAUUAUACGCCACCUCGGGCACCAUGAUUGCCUCAACCCAAUUUAUCCUGCAUAAAAUACCAUAUUUAUUACUGAGUUCAUUGUGCUAGCAGAACAAAUGGUUGGAGGAUUUGCAUAUACAUUUUUCCUAGAACUUCAUUAAGUAAAACAAAAUUCAGAGGAAGAUUAUGAUGAAGUUUAUUUCUAAAAGUGAGGAUUAGUAUAUUCAGUUAAGAAUGGGAAAACAAAUCCCACAUCACUCUGAAAUUGGCUUCUAGACAGUAUUUAUCUGUCAGUAUUUAUCUAAUUACCUAGUUGGAUUGUUGCAAAGGUAAAAUAAGUUUAUUAAAAUGAUAAAAUAUUGGUAAGACACAUUAGCAAUAAAUAAAUGUUGCCUUGCUUAUUACAGGAUAUAAAUGUAACAAAUAAAUAAUUCAUUGUUUUAUGAUAUAAUAAUACUGUCACCUAUAUUUUGAGGCAUCACACAUUCUUAAAUUAUGAUUUAGCAAGUGUUGACAUAGAUCAUCUGUACCAGAUCAGUCCAACUGUUUGGAAUUCUAUUAGCUCAAUGUUGAGUAAAUAUUUUAGAAAUAAAUAUUAUUAAUCAGCAAAAUGAAAGAAUAAAAUUAAAUUAAAUUAUGAUCUUCCCAAAGUAUCAUUCAUUCAUAUACAAAUCCAUAUCCCCACACUUAUUUCAAGAACAGUAUGUUCCAUAUUUGAAUUGAAAUAAGUCCAUGCAUAAAGAAACAAUAUUCAUUCAUUCAGUGUCUCUUGGAGCAGUAUAUGUAGUGCAGAAAAAAACAACACAGUAACAUAUUAUACAGUAUUUGAAAUAUAAAGGAAAAAAACUAUGAUGAAGUAUUUGGAUAGAAACAUAAAUGAAACAGCCUAGUGGUUUUUGCACAUGCUCAAAAGUCUCUUGAAGCCAUAUAGUUCUAAAAGUUUCAUUGAAACCACGUGGGAAAAUGCCUGAGGAUUGUUUUGUUUGAGCUCCACCCACUCCCCAUUUAGUACUCUAAAAGAAGGUAUGAUUUAUUAUUUGAAUGUCAGAAUACCAUCAUUUCUUUUAAGCAUCUUGUAACCCUGUGGGCCAUCUCAUUUGU
Crotalus tigris (Tiger rattlesnake) is the source of this 4390-nucleotide messenger RNA. RefSeq names its product stathmin domain containing 1 (gene STMND1). Bases 77 to 790 code for a protein of 237 amino acids. NCBI's taxonomy places the organism in Eukaryota, Metazoa, Chordata, Lepidosauria, Squamata, Viperidae. The record is from RefSeq and is a predicted model, not a curated record. The transcript is spliced from 5 exons.